This is a messenger RNA of Phanerochaete carnosa HHB-10118-sp, 3747 nucleotides long. RefSeq lists its product as uncharacterized. NCBI's taxonomy places the organism in Eukaryota, Fungi, Basidiomycota, Agaricomycetes, Polyporales, Phanerochaetaceae. Bases 205 to 1215 code for a protein of 336 amino acids. The transcript has a single exon. The record is from RefSeq and is a predicted model, not a curated record.
GCAUGGCAGCUUUACAGGCACUCUUAAACUCGCUGUCCCCCGGCAAGCCCGACGAGCCAAAUGGCGGGAAGUUGACUAAUGACCAAGUCCGAAGGCUUUCUCAUAAGAUUGACGAGAUCCUAGGCGAGGCCCAGGAGGAUGGUACACGACGCAACGAGAAGGGUGAAGUGCGUACGCCACAUUCUUCGACGUAAUUGCAGUUCAAUGAUCGUCGGAAUAUGUAUACAGCUCGUCGACGAGGAGGGACUGCCCAUUAUCGAAAUUAACGAACCAGUAACUGCUGCCGACUUCGCUUUCAGGCCUGACCCCGACAGUACCUUUGACGAUCCAGACUUGCUUCCCCUCUGGACGCUCUCUCUUGAAGAAAAGGCUCGCAGGAAAGGAGAACGUGAACGCAUACUCAAUCUGCUCGAGGAAGAGGAGCAUGCGCAGGAAGCUCACGAUGUUGAGGCGUCUCGGAAACGCACGGAGCAAGAGAUGGACAAGCGGAAAGAGGCGGCCAGGGAAGAGAUGGACAAGUUGAAGAAGGCUCGGGAGCUACAGAAGAAGCUGGGCAGGGCCCUGAUCAGAAGCGUAGUUGAAAGCCGAGACCAGGCGGAUAAAGAGAAGGCUGAACAGGUUGAACGCGAUCGGUUUGCGGACGCCCAGAAACCAUUGAAGCCGAAGAAGUCGGUCAGCUUCGCCGAGACCAGUCCUGUGGAGAUUCUGUGUCCCGCGAAUGACGAUAAGGGAAAGGGUGUGGAUUGGGGCGAUGUUGUGCCUGGGACUAUUCGCAAAAAUCCAGCAAACGGUCGCUCGGAUAGACCGACCAUGAAGAUGCACGUGGUCGAACGUUACUCUGGUGGUUUGCGCUCACCCGGUCCGCCUCCUCGCGACUCGGACGACGAAUCAGAACCCGAAGAUUAUUCGGAUCAGGAUUUCGAUCAGCACGAAAGCCCCGGAGUUCACUCUGAGUCCGACGAGGACUAUGGUCGAGACGCACAUUUACCGCCUUCUGAGUCUGUUGACAGCGAAGACGACCAUCAUUUUGACGAAGAGCCUUCAGAAUGGAACGACAUUGAUUUUGACACGGCCGCCCACCAGCGCGAAGUAGCUCUCGAAUAUUACGAGAAGCGGAAGACAAUCGGCGCCGAUGUUGCGAGUGCAAUGCGAGCGCACACACAUGGCACAGGCGAGGGUGAAUGGGAUCAACCAGUGUGUACUCCCGCUACUUAGUCGAGCACUGGUCUGAUGCGUCUCGCUCAGGAGGUACCACUCGAGGCAACGUUCGCAUCGGCUCCGCCGAAACCUUCUGUCUCGCGAUUCAAAGUCGAUCGCCAUGCACACCCUCCGCCAAACACCGGCUCGCUCGCCUCGCAUUCUCUGGAAGCCGCCGUUCUGCCAUCAUCUCAGUCGGCUUCUCUCAAGACCGCUCUACGUAUGGGGAAGCUUGAAAAUGGACGGCUUGCUGGGGGUCAGGAUGGCGAGAGUGAAGACGAGAUCACCGUCGAAGACGAAGAUGCAAGGCAGUUCUUGGAAAUGCUGCGGAGGGGCGAAGUAACGAACGCAGGCCCGCUGCCGGUCCUCGCCGCUGCCCAGUCUACUGGCCCCUCCAUCAUGUCGAACGGUUCAACACCGGCUAACAUAGAGAUAGGGACCGCAAUAACCCCCACUCAACCAUCAAAUGCUACCCAGGAGCCGAAGAGGUUGAAGGUAUCCAAGUUCAGGCUCGCACUCUCACAGCCAGGAACAAGUGGCGGACAGACAUCCCCGAACUUAGGCUCAGCCAUGUCUACACCCGUUGAUGUUGUCGAGCGUUCGUCACCCAAGAUGCACCCGACAGGCAACACCACACCCGAAACCUCCUCGUCUGGCCAUCCGCUCCCCAAGCUAGCCACUACUCGAUCCAUCACCGGGGGAUCACUCCCUCCUUCCGCUUCUGCCUCCCCCGCUCCGCGGCAGACGCCUGGAAUGGUUGUUGAGUCACCAUCCUUCAGGCCGAUGACUUCCAAAACGACGACUCAGCCUGCUGCAGCUUCUGGAUGUUCGCAGGGCGUACCCUUUCACAGCGUCAUCUUGGAGUCACCUUCCUUUAUUUCACCUAAGGUCUCGCCAUCGUCAGUUUCUUCUUCGUCCACGGUGAUUGGUACUCCCGUCUCAGGCCCAACUUCGUCCUUGUUGUCAACACCCGCGUCUCCUGUGACUCGAGCUCCUCUUCGCGCUGGUGUGGUGGAACGAAAGCCGCCUGCUGUGGUGAAGCCGACCGUCCGUGAGGCGACUGCCUCGGGCGCGUCAGAUGGCAGCUCCCAGAGCAUGGAAAGGAAACAAAAGGUGUCGCGGUUCAAGGCGGAGAGGGCUUGAAAGAUAUCAGUACAAGCCGAUUCUGUUGUAUUUUAGGUGUAUCUAUGGACAACACUUGCUGCAUCGGGUGCUACCGGCUCAAACCAUGCGCGUGCGAUGUCUGUAAAAUGGCCCCGCAGCUGAAUAAUAGCUAAGUGUGGGUUAUCUUACGGACUAACGGUAUCUUUCAGACGUCCUUAGCACAUUCAGUGGAAGAAGUUGAAUCGAUCCUGUUGACAGCUGGUACGUCAAUGAUGCCUGCCCUCCUGCGAUGUUCUCACCAAUAUGGUCUUUCUGUAGGUACACAGACCGCGCAUUGCUGUCCCAAACCUUGCAUUCGAGUUACAAUAUGAAAAUAUCCGGGACCUGAUCUCGAGACAACGAUGUUAAUCGCACACCAAGAUCCUCGCUUACUUACAAUGCCUGGUCUGUCUUUAUGCACGGCGAUAUUAACAGUUGUGUUUUUAACGACAGCAUGGAGCAGGGACAUCAAAUUUUGAAUGGCUGCGGCUGCGUAUUCUUAUCAAUAUGAUGGUAUAUGCGCGGGAGGUUCUGAUAUAGCCGGAGGCUGAAGGCAUAGGAAGUAGUUAGGAAGAAGUUAUCGAUUGGUGUUGUAACAGUUGGCAGGCAGCCCGCUGAUAUUGGAGCAGAGCUGAUGUCUGCAGUGGACUGUCGAACAGCGCCCCAGAGAGAAACGAGGACGCCCACCCUCCGAGAACGUGUAUGUCUCGGUGUAUCAUACCUCAUCAUCAGUGGUCGCGCUCUCCAGUUCCUGCCAGCUGGGGAGACCGAAUGCUUCCGGCAACUGCUCCCAAGCGAGUUGUCGCCCCUCCUCCGCGUCCGCCUCCAGAGCCUUCCUACAUUCCAUGCAAAACCGCUUGAAGGUCCGUUUCGGAAGGGGAUCCAGGAACCCGUCAGGCUUUGUGUGCUUCGUCAAGUACUGCAAUCGCUGGGUGUCGCAGUCCCCGAAGCAAUCGCCCAUCUGGAAGAGCCGAGGCAGGACGGAUUCGCGAGCCCGUGAAUAAAGUGCACUUUUGCCUCUUAGAAGACAGCGCUGAAGUUUCGGGCUGAGGACUAUAUGUUUGCCCCGCGCGUAGAUGCCGUCGAUUAUGGGUCCAGCGGUCUCGUCGCUAGAACAGCGUUCUAGCUUCAGGAGGGCAUAGGGAAGUAGAGACGGUGCAGCUUUGUCGAGAGCAGCUGCCAAGGCAACUAUUUCUGGUAUGGUUCUGAACGGAUAUAUGAAUGAUUUGUCGUUCUUGUGCUUGUCCGUGAGGAUAUCGUACGCCGAAAGCGUCGCUGGGAAGUAGGGUACAAGGGUCUUCACGAUCUUCUGGCGAAGGCUAUUGGUUUCGUACUUGACGCUUAGUUCUAGGAGAGCAACGAUGGAAUACGCAUUGGUCAUCAAUGAUUCCGGAGGGCUACAGAUUG